Molecule: messenger RNA, 621 nt
Organism: Vicia villosa (hairy vetch)
Lineage: Eukaryota; Viridiplantae; Streptophyta; Magnoliopsida; Fabales; Fabaceae
Exons: 1
Coding region: 1-621 (206 amino acids)
Source: RefSeq, a predicted model, not a curated record
AUGAUUUCUCAGAUAUAUGUGGAUGAUAUAGUGUUUGAUGGGAUGUCAUAUAUGAUGGUUAAACACUUUGUCAAUCAGAUGCAGACUAAGUUUGAAAUGAGUAUGGUUGAAGAAUUGACAUAUUUUCUUGGGUUGCAAGUUAAACAAAUGGAAGACUCCAUCUUCCUCUCUCAAAGCAAAUAUGCCAAGAAUAUUGUCAACAAGUUUGGAAUGGAUAAUGCUAGUCACAAAAGAACACCUACACCUACUCAUUUAAAGUUAUCUAAAGAUGAAGGUGGCACUAGUGUUGACCAGAGUCUGUAUAGGGGCAUGAUUGGAAGUCUGUUAUAUCUAACAGCUAGCAGACCAGAUAUUGCCUUUACAAUUGGAGUAUGUGCUAGAUAUCAAGCAAAACCCAAAUUAAGUCACAUAAAUCAAGUCAAGAGGAUUCUAAAAUAUGUGAAUGGAACGUGUGACUAUGGCAUAUUGUACUCUCAUGGGUGUGAACCUAUCUUAUCAGGGUAUUGUGAUGUUGAUUGGGAUGGAAGUGCUGAUGAUAGAAAAAUCACAUCUGGAGGGUGUUUCUUCUUGGGAAACAAUCUCAUAUCAUGGUUCAAUAAGAAACAAAAUUGUGUCUCUUGA